This is a messenger RNA of Aaosphaeria arxii CBS 175.79, 3719 nucleotides long. RefSeq names its product kinase-like protein. Gene Ontology annotation, biological process: protein phosphorylation. The record is from RefSeq and is a predicted model, not a curated record. NCBI's taxonomy places the organism in Eukaryota, Fungi, Ascomycota, Dothideomycetes, Pleosporales. The coding region runs from base 220 to 3480 and encodes 1086 amino acids. Gene Ontology annotation, molecular function: protein kinase activity; ATP binding. The transcript has 2 exons.
UGCCCUCACGCAACCGCACUGCAAUCAACAUCCCGCUACAGACGCGCUCCCUCAUUAUCCUCCACACUCGUCUGCCUACCCAGGUCUGUUUCUACAAUAUUCGGACACGUCUUCCACCAUCUCUCUCUAGGAACACCAUCACGCUACACCCAUCAUAGGGAAAACCUAUCACCACAACUACAAAUCACAAUCAGCAUCACUGCAUCCAGUAAACAAACAAUGGACUUCGCCUACUCGCCGCACCGCGAAGGCGGCACCAUGCAUCUGGCCUCGCCUACGCAUCCCCACUACCGCAUGGAAGGCUUCUCGUCGAUUGAACAGCUUCGGCAAUCUCUGUCUCGUUCGCCCUCGAGACCUUCGCGAUUCCGACUGCGCAACACCGACUCACCUGGUUCGCCAAUCUCGCCACUGGCCCUCGCGCGCGCGUUCUCACCCAAGGCCCUAAAGCACAACACAAACAACCACAACAACAACACCGCCUCGCCAUUCGCCGAGUCACCGCUCGCAGCACAGUCACCCGCCGCAACCACAACAGUAAAGAAGCGAUUUACCCUUCGACGCUCGGCCCCAUUCCGCUCCUCGCCCCGCAACCGCACAACCUCGAAAUCACCGCGACGCGCCUUGGCUGAUUCUGCCGACCACGGCAACACGACUCCCUUCACCACGCGCGCCGCGGUGGGCGAGGAAAACGCAAUGCCGCGACGGUCGAGUGCCGAGAUUUUGGAGCAGGCAGCAACCGAGCAAAAGGCCGCCAUGCGGUUCGAAAUGAACGACCAGCCCAUCGACUUCAAACUUGCGCGAUCGCGCCACGACACCAACGCGCCUGGUGCCAACUGCCUGCUUCCGCCCAAGUCGAGCCCGUUGAAGCGCAGCGACGGAGUCAUGAACUUGGACGCCGCCAGCACUAACAGUCCAGUACCGAAGAGGAGGAGUUUGCACGGCGCGAGUGCCUUCGGUAACACCGAUUUCGACAUCUUCGAUCCUUCCACCACCCCCCGGACAUCGCUGGACGAGCCGAACCGAUCGCUUGAUAACGAGCCCAGUAACAGCUUCUCAUUCUCGUCGCCGAUCGGCAAGACCUCGUCCCCGCUGCGCAAGACUGCAUCGCUCCGAAAGUCGACACUUUCGCAACGUCACGGCGCAGGUGCAGCGCGACCAAAGCCUGCAUACGACGGAGAGUUCAUGCUUCCUGGCCCGGCCGCAUCAAAGACUAGGCAGAGGAUGUCUCUGGACAGCUCGAUCGGUUCCAACUUCAGUGCCGGCGCGCAGACUCCCUUCAGGCGCUCGGUCAACCUCGAAUCUUCGCGCCCCAUGCCACAUCAGCCCUUCUCGAGAAGCCUGAGUGGCCAGCCUCAUCCUCUAUCGAACGCUCUCACUCCGUCAUCGUCCAAUUCAGACAUGAGCUCACCUGCUCGGGGAUUCGCACCUGUACCUCCGCCUGCCCCAAGGCACCACGCCUUCUCUCGUUCUCUCCCAAUCGGAGCCACUCGCCCACAUCUACCAGAGGGCCCUCAUGGAGAGACAUUCGAGACGCCGAUGGCGUACAAGAUGGCCCGGCCCGAUCCUAGUGCGUUCAUGUCGACAGGUCUUCUCUCCAAGAAGAACCGCAACGUUGAGGAGCUGGAGGGAAGCGUCCUUGGUGGAUAUGUCAUGCCCGACACGCCCUCCAAGCGGAAUUCCUUCCCUCCUGUGACUGCUUCACCCACCGUUGAUAGGAUCGAUCGUACUCGAGCAAUCAACUUCGGGAAAUCCACGCAGCACCGCCCCGAGUUUGGCACUCCUAGUACACCCUUCGGCUUCCACGUCCCCCAGACUUCCACAGAAUCAUUCGGAAAGGGAGUGGGUAUCUUUGGAAGCUUCGGCAGCAACCACCAGCGACGCAGCAGCUUUGCUAGCAUUGACGGGGACGAUGUUAACAACUCUCCCUCGGCAAACCGUAUGGCGGACAGCCAAUCUAGUGCAGACGACAUGCCACCCACCCCCACCAAAGGACAUGACGGAUCUGGCCGACGCUCCAAGGAGAGCAGCUUGCGACGUAAGACAUUCCGCCAGCGGACCUCGAUCGGUACAGACACCUUCCUUGCCCCCGAGACCGAGACUUCGACACCCGUCAUUGAUAUCCCGGGAGCAUUCGAGUCACUGAAUGGUUCUCGCAAGGGGGCUAUCUCCCCCCACACCCCGAACGAGACCUCGUUCAUGCCACCCGAUCCAAGCAAGCUUUCCAUCUCUGGGAAUCGCCGCGGAUCGCUUCCCUUUAAUGCCAGCACUAACAGCAAUCUAUCCUUCCCUCCGGCCACACCUACCACCCCACGUGAUCAUACCAACUACUUCGCUAACGGCCAGCCAAACGUUGCUCCAAUGGUAGGCCUGACACAGAAUGAUGUUGAUCAGUCUUUGGCCGAGCGAUUCCAGAGCAUCACCCUCUGUGGCAGUGGCGAAUUCUCAAAGGUCUACCGAGUCGAAAAACCAGUUGGACGAGGAUUGUCCCUGUUGUCGCCGCCAACAAGCCGUGUUUGGGCAGUCAAGAAGUCGAAGAAGCCGUACACUGGCAACCUCGACCGGGAGAAGAAGAUGCGCGAGGUCCACAUCCUCCGCGCACUCAGUGGCCACGACCACAUUCUCUCUCUCUCCGACUCUUGGGAAUUCCAGAAUCACCUCUACAUCCAGACAGAAUUCUGCGAGAAUGGCAACCUGAAAGACUUCUUGGCCUCGGCAGGAUAUAAGAGCCGACUUGACGACUUCCGUAUUUGGAAGAUACUACUGGAGUUGUCACUUGGCGUCAAUUAUAUCCACAGCAACGGAUACAUUCACUUGGACCUGAAGCCUGCCAAUGUCUUCAUUGACUUCCAUGGAUCUUUGAAGAUUGGCGAUUUCGGACUGGCCAGCACGUGGCCUGCUGCUCGUCACAUCGAUGGUGAAGGUGACCGCCACUACCUUGCACCUGAGGCGUUGCAGGGCCGUUACGACAAGCCUGGCGAUGUCUACGCACUCGGAACGAUCAUGUGCGAGAUCGCGGCCAACAUUGUCCUUCCCGAGAACGGAAGCUCUUGGAUGCGUCUCCGAAGCGGCGACUUCUCUGAGCUCCCCAGCCUCGUGUGGAGCUCCGAGAGCAGCCUGAACCGCGACGAGAACGGUGAGCCCAUCGAUGCUGAGAAUGCACUGGGAUCUUCGGAUCUCGCUUGCGUCUCAACACCGGACGAGAACUCUCUCCAAUUCAUCACCGGUCCGUCUGCAGGACUCGACAAGGCCCCCGCCUUCAUGAUCGAGCCAGGCCAUCCCGACUCCCUCGACCGAAUUGCACAGGCCAUGAUGGACCCCGAACCCGACCGACGCCCCACCAUGGAAGAUGUCUACCGUUGCUUCGGCUGCCAAUGGGUCGAGCAACGCACCCGUGCUGGUGCUACGAUCUACGAGGGCAACUGGGGUCCUUCUGACGAUGUCUUGCACCACGAUUUGGCAGAUGCCAUGGAUACCAGCUGAACGUUUUAGUUGGAAUCUGACCCAUUUUCGUCAUCUUGUUCGGAUCUAAGCAUCCCUUUCGGCACAGCACGUUUCGGUUUUGCAAUACACAAGGAGGACCUCGGUUCGAUUUUGGAUUAUGCAUCAGUCGAUCAAUCCACACAGCUUCGGGUGCCAAGUUGGCUGUCACUUUUCGGAGAUACCACAACAUGAGUCUGAUAUACUCGUGUAAGCGAUUGUUGUUUUUAGCGAGCGAUACC